Molecule: messenger RNA, 705 nt
Organism: Propithecus coquereli (Coquerel's sifaka)
Lineage: Eukaryota; Metazoa; Chordata; Mammalia; Primates; Indriidae
Gene: LRRN4CL
Product: LRRN4 C-terminal like
Exons: 1
Coding region: 1-705 (234 amino acids)
Molecular function (GO): protein binding
Source: RefSeq, a predicted model, not a curated record
AUGCUGGGCUCUACCUGCCUUCCGUGGCUCCUGGCUAUGACCUUCUCCUUGGUUCCUAGAGCUCAGCCCUUGGCCCCUCAAGGCUUUGAGGAAGAGGAGAUAGAUGAGACGGUGCCACCGCCUGUCCCCUGUGACUACGACCGCUGCCGACACCUGCAGGUGCCCUGCAGGGAGCUGCAGAGGGCCGGCAGGGUGGCCUGCCUGUGUCCUGGGCUCUCCAGCCCUGCCCAGCCGCCAGACCCGCCGCGCCUGGGAGAGGUGCACGUUGUGGCCGAGGAGGGCUGCGCCGUGGUCCACUGGUGCGCUCCCUUCUCCCCGGUCCACCACUACUGGCUGCUGCUUUGGGAGGGCAGUGGGGCUCCACAGAAGGGCCUGCCGCUGAACUCCACCUUCCGAAAAGCAGAACUGAAGGGGCUGAAGCCUGGGGGCACUUAUGUCGUUUGCGUGGUGGCCGCUAACGAUGCCGGGGAAAGCCACGUGCCGGGGGCAGGUGGGGAGGGCCCCCAGGGGGCGGACGUGCCUGCCUUUGGGCCUUGCGGCCGGCUCUCCGUGCCGCCCAGCCCCCUCACUCUGGUCCACGCGGCCGUUGGGGUGGGCACAGCCCUGGCCCUGCUGAGCUGUUCCGCCCUGGUCUGGCACUUCUGCCUGCGGGACCGCUGGGGCUGCCCACGCCGGGCUGCCGCAAGAGCCUCAGGGGCGCUCUGA